Molecule: messenger RNA, 2055 nt
Organism: Rubroshorea leprosula
Lineage: Eukaryota; Viridiplantae; Streptophyta; Magnoliopsida; Malvales; Dipterocarpaceae
Source: the annotation of a GenBank genome assembly
AUUUUUCUUGUUCAUUUCAGUGAUCGACAUUUAGCAGAUCAUUUUAGAGGCAAACUUCAUUUAGGCUAUAUGCAAAUCCGUGAUAAACUAGCAGAGCUUCAGGUGCUGGUAUAAUGUUUCACAUUCUUCUAUAAAGAUUCUCAGUUAGUAUCAGCUGUGAGUUUUUCUGACCUUGGAGAAGAAUAUUAUGCCCCGUUUUCUAAUUUCUUUUGAUUGUUUGUAGAUGCUGGACUUGAAAACACAGCAUUUUCUACAUGUCUCUGCAUAUUCGGUUUAAAAUGCAUUAUGAAAUGUCUUGGUUCUCAACCAAUUUUGAUAGCUCAGUUUUGUCUGCUGAAAGCGGGAAAGAAAAUGUAAAAUAUGAAAUCAAAUUAGACAGAAAAAGUAGAAGAAAUGAUUUUGUUCGGGGCAUUUUAAGAAUAGAGGGAAAAAAGGGCUCUUAAAAUCUGAUGAUAAACCUGAUGGAUGUAAGGCCUGGUUUGGUCAAGGUAAGCUGCCUAUGGAUUAUGCUUACCAUUUAAUUCUGACCUAAUAGUCUCGUGGUAUGUUAUAUUUAGCUAAAUUGAGGAGGCAUUUAUAUUUUUAAAAGAAGCAUUCAGCAGCACCUCUUGUUAAUUAACUUUUAUCAGGAAGAGAGAAACAAGAGCUGCAAACUUGACCAAUAUGAUGAGAAGAGAUCAAAAGAAAGAAGUAGAGAUCAGGAGAGAGAAUCUAGUUGUGACCAAGACCAAGCUAAUAGUCGUGACCGAGGGAGGGAUUAUGAUUGAAGAAGCAGAGAUUGUGACUGGUACAAUGAUCAAGAACGUGGUAGGGAUUAUGACCGCCCUCAGACUUAUGAUUCUAGAAGUCACCGUAGGUCACGUUCAAGGUCACAUUCCAGGGAUUAUGAUUGUCACAGGUACAUUUUUCUCUUUGUUUAUGGUUUCUAAAGUUCAUUUUCACAUCUACUUGUGUAUGAGUCUCCUGCCAUUAUUGGUUCAUUUUUGUAAUUCUAUAUGUGUUUGUUUACGUGUCAAAUUGAUGCUUGUUUGGAUUAUAUGUAUGCUUCUGAUCAUAUUCUUCACUUAACUACCUGUAGGUAAUUUCAUUAUUUUCAAAAAGAUCUAACUACCUUAGGUAAGUUUUAUCAAAGUGGAAAUGCGGAAUAGAGGGUAUAGGUUAGAAAAGUUUUGAAUUGCUUGGUAGAAUGAUUUUCAAACAGGAUUUUGUUAAAGGUAGGGCUGUCAGAAGCCAUGCCUCUCUCAACAAGUUGAACUCAAAAUAAUAGUAACCCCAGUUUGUAUUUGGUUUCCUUUAGUUAAGUGAGUUGACUUAAACAUUAUAGUGCUUGGCCUGAGAAUUAGCCAUUCCAUGCUUGUUUAACAAUACAUCAUUAAUUUUGUUUUCUGAUGACUUUUUUAGCUUGUUGAAUUUGAAUUUGUGUUAAGUUAAUAUGCUAUUAGUUUUCUAGUGUAAAAUGUGCCAAAGCUGACUUUGUGAUGGGGUUUUCACCAUUGUUUUCAAAUUUCAUGCUGAACUCUAGCUAAUAUUUGAGUCCAAGAAGAAGCUGAGUGCAAUAUAAAGGCCAGGGACAAUCAAAUUUAAUAUAUUCAAGGAUUUGAGCAUCCUCUAUGGGCUAGAUUCUGUCAUGCAAGAAACUCUCACCUGACCCUCCACCUUCAUUUUUUGAUGUUAUAAGCUAAAUAAGCUAAUUAUAAUUGUUUCUACACUUAAAAAAUAGCCAAGACUAGUUCAUUUUGGGGUUUUAUGAUUCUUUUAAACCAACUUUGAGAGAAUAAAUGAGCUUGAGUUGGAGAUUGAGCUCAAGAUUUUAUGUUUGUCAAGCUUAAGCAUGGUAUUAGGUGAGUAUUGGAUUGAUUCACUCUAGAUAAAACUUAAAAAGUUAAAAGGGUUCACUUGGGUAAUUCUUAAAUGGGUGCCGAAAAAGGACCUUAACCAAAUGUAUUGGUGUAGAUAUGCAUGGGGAUAAGAGUUCUGUUAAAACAUAUAUAUAUAUAUAUAUAUAUAUAUUUUGAUCGGCUCUGUUAAAACAAAUAUUAAAUGCCAUGAUUGGUU